Molecule: messenger RNA, 4817 nt
Organism: Cottoperca gobio
Lineage: Eukaryota; Metazoa; Chordata; Actinopteri; Perciformes; Bovichtidae
Gene: lrpprc
Product: leucine-rich pentatricopeptide repeat containing
Exons: 38
Coding region: 47-4318 (1423 amino acids)
Biological process (GO): regulation of mitochondrial translation
Cellular component (GO): mitochondrion; nucleus
Molecular function (GO): mRNA 3'-UTR binding; protein binding
Source: RefSeq, a predicted model, not a curated record
GCUCUCAGCCGGCGGUCUCGCGUUGUUUUCUUUGACCGGUCACGUGAUGCGGAUGCCCUUCCACAGUGCGACAGAAAUCAUGGCUGCGCUCUUGAGAUCAGCCCGGCUACUCAAGUUUUCUCCUUCGGGCUUGCUUCAGACCGCAGUGACCAGGAGAAAUGGGGCGCCACUCAGCCGGCUGUACAGCGGAGCUCUCGGCGGCAGAGGGACCGGAGUGUGUCCCCGACAGAGCAGCCCUUCUUCGGGAAACGUGUCCAGUCGCGUGUGGCCAUAUGCAGGGGCGUGCGUGCGUAACUAUGCCUUGGCCACAGAGAAGAAGGAUGAGUCCGGCAAUGCGAUGCGGCACAGUCAGGCGCUACAGUUUGAAUUGGCUCUGAACAAGCUUGACAACUCUGUGAGGAGAACCGGUCGCAUCACCAAGACCCAUCUGCUCCGCAUCUUCUACGACACCUGCAGGAGAGGUUAUCCCAGUGGUAACCAGGCCUUGUUACUGCUGCGUAGCUGUGGCUCGCUGCUGCCAGAGGUUCCUCUGGAGGAGCGCACUGAGCUGGCACACCGUGUGUGGGAGAAGCUGGAGAAGUUGGGUGCACAGUACGAUGUCAGUCACUACAACGCCUUGCUGAAGGUUUACCUGCAGAAUGAGUUCAAGUUCUCCCCCACUGACUUCCUGGCCACGAUGGAAGCAGCUAACGUCCAGCCUAACAGAGUUACCUACCAGAGACUCAUAGCAGCGUAUUGCCACAAUGGAGAUAUCGAGGGAGCCAGCACCAUAUUGAGUUUCAUGAAGAGCAAAGAUUUACCCAUCACUGAGGCUGUUUUCAACUCCCUGGUGACCGGCCAUGCCCGUGCGGGGGACGUCGAGAGUGCUAAGAACAUCCUGACUGUGAUGCAGGGAGCAGGAAUUGAACCGGGUCCUGACACUUAUCUAUCGCUGCUAAAUGCCCACGCUGAGAAGGGAGACAUGGACAGUUUGAAACAGACUAUGGAGGCAGCCGAGAGUGCAGACUGCAGUCUGCUGGACAGGGACAUCAUGCAGGUCAUCCACACUCUUGCCAAGGCCGGACACCAGCAGCACAUCCCAUACAUGGUUGAGUGCUUGAGGCAUGAGAGGGGUUUCAUUCCAGAUGCGAUGAACUUGUGCCUGAGCCUCAUCACACAGAGCCACGACGACAUCGCUUUUUCCAUCCUGAAGAAGUUCCCCAUCCUGCAGUCUGAAAGCUCCGACCCCGAUGUCUUCAACCUGGGCAACUUCUUCCUCAGGCACUGUGUCACCAUGGACACGUCAGUGGAGAAGAUGUUCAUGUAUUGCAAAGAGCUCCAGGAGUCUAAUCUGCACACGUCGCCGAUGGACUUCACUCUGUUCUGUGCUCUGGAGGCCAACAAGAUUGAUAUGUCUUUAGAGCUGAUGAAGUUGUUGAAGGAGCAGAACUCGCCCAUAAAGCCGCACUACUUUUGGCCCAUCCUCACUCAGCAUUUGAAAGUCAACAACACAGCUGGUGUGGUUGAGGUGAUGAAGGCAAUGCAGAGUCUUAAGGUCUUCCCAGAUACCGAGACUUUGUCCAACUACGUCCUCCCCGCCUUCCCCGACAUGGACGCAGCUCGAGAGGCCCUCAAGGAUGCGGGCGUGUCUUUGGAGUCAAGGAUGUUCGUCUCCUUCGAGGCUCGCUCGCUGGCUGCUGGCAACCUGGCCGAACUAUACACCAUGUUGUCGGACACCUCCUGCCCCACGUUGGAUCUCAGUGUUUUCCGCAGCAGCCUCAUCCUGGGCUUCAUAAGGUCUUCUGAUAUGGAGAACAUGGUGAAGAUUACUGAGCUCCUGUACAAUGACGAGCGCUUCUCCAAAAAGGAAUCCAAGACUUCUGAAACGGUCUCCUACUUCUUGUACAAUCUGAUCAACCAAAUGUCAGAGGAGGAGGUGCAGAAACAGGAAGACAAGCUGCGGACAUACUUCAAUGAACUACAUGCUAAGAACAUCACCAUUUCUAUCAACAUCUACAGAGGCAUGAGGAACCUUCUGGAGUCCUACAAAGUCCCACAGCUCAUCAAGCAUGUUCUUGCUUUGGUGGACCUCCAGGAACAGGCCUCUCUUUCCAUCAAUGGCACUGGAGCUGAGAAUAGGCAGACCAAUGUCAAUGCAGAGGACACGCCAUUUAUCGUCACUCUCAAAAAAGCCAUGAGGACUCCCGAUAACAAAGAGAGCUUGGCGCGCACCCUUGAGCUGAAGCUGCAGCACGAGAAGGAGAUGACACCCAGCUGCUACGCCAUCCUCAUCAGCCUGUGCUGUCGCAACAACGAUGCGGAGGAGGCGCUCAACCUGAAGAAGGAAAUGAGCCGUAUGGACCCAUCAGCAAUGCUGGACUCCAGAAAAUAUAUCGCACUGGUCAAGACCCUCACCUAUAACGACAGAGUGGACGAAGCGGUAGACAUCCUGACGGAGAUGAAAGAGAAGGAGAUCGUGGUCGACGGCGGAAGCGUAAUGUCUAUCUUUCACUUGCUCAACGACAGCGUGCCCAAGGGCGUCGCCACCGUCCGACGCCUGCAGGAAACCAUCUUCUCCCUAGGACUGACCGCGCCCUCCUCAAAACUCUGCUCGCCCCUGGUGUCUGCCUACCUCCACAGUGACGACCUGUCCGGAGCUCUAGACGCAGUAAUCGAUGCUCGCAAGCUCUGCCAAUUUGUUCCUCCCAUGCACAACCUCCUCGUUCGGAUGGUGGAGAAAGGAGAAACCGACCUGCUGAAAAAAGCCAUGGACUUCUUGAGUCAGGUGCGAGGAGAGAUGACCAUGCUGUUCGAUCUGUUCUUCGCAUUCCUGCAGACAGGCCGCUACCGCGAGGCUCGUAAGAUUGUUGAGACGCCUGGGCUGAGGGCAAAGCCUCUACGCCUGCUAUGGUUUGCAGAGAAAUGCAUUGAAACCAAAGCAAUGGAGGCCUUGGAGCAUAUGGUGGACCUGACUGAUAAGCUGUUUGAUUGCGACAGAGAUGAGAUGUACAGUUACAUCCUCCGUCUCUGCAAAGAGACAAACGACUGGCAGAAGGCAGAAGCAAUGUGGACGAAGAUGCAGGAGGAGAACGUCAUUCCCCGGGAGAGGACGCUGCGUAUACUGGCAGAGAUCUUGAAGAGUAACGGCCAGAAGGUGCCCUUUGAGGUGGCCGAGAGCUGGUUCCAAGAAGCUGACGUCACACCGCAGGUCAAGGAGGAAACGACCCCCCGCCGAGCCGAAGAUGCUUCUCCAUAUUGGGCCCGUGUGGUCGCCCAAAGUAAAAAGGGCGAACCCCAAGAAGCCUAUAAGUUGUUAAAGGAAGCCAUUGAAAAGGACGUCUCAUUAGACGCCACUGUUUUCGAUCAACUGAUCCGCAGCAUGUUGGCCAAGGGAUGCUUUGAGGAUGCCAUGGAAGUCAAGGACAUUGCGAAGUCUCGUCUGCCGGCCUUCCAGCUGAGUGAAAUCGCCACCAAUCUGCUCAUCGUCACACAAAGCAAGAAAGGCCACGCUGAAGAUGCUCUCGAGCAGCUGAAGUCCAUGCUGCAGGAGAAAAAGGUUCCCUCGAAGCUCGCCAUCACCAGACUGGUUCAGGCCAUGGGUAGCCGUGGCGAUGCGACCGGGAUCCAGGAAGUGCAGUCGCUGAUUAAGAACCUCGACAUGAACCUCACCCUGUCCACCAUGGUGUUUAUCAACAAUACAGCCAUCGCACACAUCAAGAAUGGCGACCUGGAGUCGGCCGUGGACGGGCUGGAAGCAGUCUUCACAAGUCAAGACAUUCAAAACCCCAAUAUGUCCUUCGUCUUGAGAAAGGUCUUGGAGGAUAACGAUGACAAAGCCUGGGACAAGUUGAGUAUUAUGGCAGAGCGGCUAGCCAACCAGUUUGCCUGCUACAAACCAGCUUCACAACUCUUCCUCCAGCUGCUGGAUUUCGACAAAAUUGAGGACGCCAAGUUCAUGCUUGCACGCUGUAACGCUGUGGCUCAACAGGAGGAUGUGUUGAUUUCCUACUUGUCUCAGAAGGCGCAGAUUCCUGGACAGGCGGGCAAGAUCAAGACUCUGCUGAGCCUGAUUCCAGACUUCACUGGGAAGGAUGUGCUGUACUCGUACCUGAUGAAAUCUCAUGUUGUAGAUGGGGACUUAUCGUCAGCCAAGGCUCUGCAAGAGCACAUGCAGAAGGAGGGGAUAGUAAUGGACGAGCUGUCACUCAAACGGCUUGCUCAGCUUUACCGCAAGGAAGGAGAGACGGUGCCCUUCACUGAGCCCCCAGAGUCCUUUAAGUUUUACGCAGACUUGUUGAAAGAGAAAACAUCCAAAGCCCAAGAGUCAGCUGAGGCAUAAAGAUUCAUCCUCCUCUCCUCCCCGUCGAAACGUUUUCCUUUUUCUUUUUUAUAUAAGUCGUCCAAGCUGAAAUGUUGAGUAUUGUGUUAAAACUGUUAGACGCUGUCCUUUUGUUGAUGUUCAGAAUGCACAGAUGUAUUUAUGCUAAUAAAUGUCACAUUCUGAGCCGUGUGAUUUGUGUCUGUGUGAUUUAAAAAAAGUGGCACGAUGAAGGUAAAGCACACGUGGAGCUAAUGACAGGAUUCAUUCUACGUUUAUCUUAAUGUUAUUGUUACCAAUUGUACACACAAAACAUGAACACUUCAUAUUUUUGUGUCGUUUGAUCCGUUAGCGAUGCAUCAUAAUUUAUAGAAAUGGUAAAAUAUGCUCCUUGAUCAGCUACAACAUGUUGUAUACAUAAUAUCAUAUGCAGUAAUAUUACUGAUGCUUAAAGAGUACUUUUGAUAACAUGUACUUUUAUUUAAGUAUGACUUUAAAAUAAAAAACAUUUGCUUUGUAA